Pecten maximus is the source of this 1782-nucleotide messenger RNA. RefSeq lists its product as uncharacterized. The transcript is spliced from 6 exons. Gene Ontology annotation, cellular component: MIS12/MIND type complex. The record is from RefSeq and is a predicted model, not a curated record. The coding region runs from base 83 to 1267 and encodes 394 amino acids. NCBI's taxonomy places the organism in Eukaryota, Metazoa, Mollusca, Bivalvia, Pectinida, Pectinidae. Gene Ontology annotation, biological process: chromosome segregation.
UAAAGACCAAGAGCAUAUUUAUUUUAAAUGUGUCAGCGGGAAAUCAAAAUAAACAAUUGACUGGAGGACUCCGUCGAAGAAUAUGACAGACGAAAGCGAAUCCAUGGAGACAACGAACGACGAAUCCCAGAAGCCUGAAUCACAAGGACGAAUGCAGAUUCUUGACCACGCCUUGUCACAAGCCAGGAAAAAGAUAAUUUCAUCUGCAAAGUUACAGUUAUUUCAAAAGCAUCUUCGUCCUAUUCACAAGAAGAAUCCUGAAGUCCUCAAAAGGAUGCACAUGCAGCUUACAAAGCAACUGGAUUGUCACAUCAGUGAGGAAGUGAUGUUGAUGUUUGCGGAAGAACAGAUGGAGAAAAUACUUGAUGACUUGGAUGGAGUAAUUGCAAGUCAGAAGGACAACAAAGAGGAGGCAUGGCGACCUUCAGGGGACCCCCAACAAGACAGCCGGGUGUAUAAUAUCUCAGUCAAAGUGAAACAAAAGGCACAGCUUCAGCAUGUCCUCAGUCAGCUGGAGCAGCAGAACACCCUACUCCGGGACCAUGUAGCUCUGCGACAGAAAAAACUCCUGGGCACAAAACGCACAGUGGACUCUGGAAUCAGCAAGUGGAGAGAGAUAAAUGAAGCGGCAACAAGCAUUCCUGCUGAUGAACUGGUAGAAUUUGUACAAAAGUAUGGAAAAAUUCAUCGUCAUCACACAAUGAUUCCCUGGGAUGACGACAUUGACGUCCUUGUCAAUGGCUCUCAGAAGGAGGCUAUGUCACGUGCUCUGGAAUCACUUCCGGAGUACACAUUAUACCGCCCUCCUCUUGUUCAAUGGAAGUUCUUCUCGAAAAAUAUUACUCGAUCUAAAAGACCAUUUGCUUGGCCAUACAUUGACAUAUUCUUUUUUGGAGAAAACGAAACUCACAUAUGGGAUAAAGCAAAUCGAUACACACAGCUUUACAUGUUUCGAAAAGCUGACGUAUUCCCUCUCCAAAAUAAACCGUAUCAGGGGUCGUUACAGCCCGUACCGUGUAACUCUCCGCGCGUGCUCUCCCGGACAUACGACCCAACACUGUGCACCACUUCCUCCUACACGCACAAGGAGGAAAGGUCAAAGGACCCUGGUUCACGAAAGACUGUGAAAUGUGAGUCUUUAUACCGGAAGUUCCCUUUUGUGUUUCGAGAGACACGUGACCACUAUGUAAUGGAGACUGUCAAGGUCGGCGAUUGCAUAUUGUACCAAACAAAGGCAGCGCUGCCAUGUUGGACCGAAUCUCCAUGAAAAUCUGGACUGCAAGAGAUUGAAUUAAUGAUAUAUUUUAAAGGAGAAUCCAUGCUUACAAUGUCUGCCAUUUUACGUGGUGAAAUGCAUUUAUGCUUCUAAUGGCCGAGAAGUAACAGUUAGUGUUGUCCGCUUCAUGAGCGUCAUCACAGCUCAGAAUGAUGAUCGGAUGCGAAAUUUUCACGUGCUACUGCUAUAAAUCUGAAAGGUGACGAUAAAGUCGUGAAAAUAAAAUAAAAAUGGCCACAUCCAAAAACAUGGAGUUAUUCCGACCCUCGUAUUGUAACACUUCCGAUUGAGGGGACGUCCUGACCAAUUGAAACGUCUUCCAUUAUAAUGUGGGAUCAGCUAGUGUACGAAAAAUCAACUGUAUUAUUGUCAAAAUUGUCAAAAACUGAACAUAUUUGUGACCUAUAUUAUUGAUUACAAUGUUAAAUUGUCCUUGUAUCAUCAUUACUGUCUAAGACAAUUGUUUUAUGAUGUGGUGCAAAUAUCUAUAAAUUGGUUCCAAACCA